AUGCGCAAGAAUGCCGCCGCACUGGCUGCCUACGGCGGCCGCGGAGGGCAGGCCGAGUGGGUGAGUUACCGACGCUACCUUCGGCUUCUGCCGCCGGAUGCAGAGGGUGGCCGCCGUGUUCUCGUCCUGCAAGACCCCUGUCCCAGAAACGCCGCUGAGCGAGUCCUGGUCCAUGGGGUCGACUUCGCCACCCACUGCAACCCAGCGAAAUCCGGGGGGCUUCCGGAUGGAGCCGUGCCGUCCGCGAGCGACGCGGACCGAAUCAGGCGACGGAUUUGCGUGGGCACGUACAGCUUCGAUCCCAAGGAGGCCAUGGUGCACGUUACCUAUGAGGCCACAGAUGGCGAGUAUCGGCUCGCCUUUUCACUGCGCCAUGGUGGGGCGCGAGUGACUUCCGACUGUCUCACCUGGGAGAGCUAUGAGCUAGAGGACCGGGCCCAUGCCGGCGAGAUCGUGAACUUCAACCUCGGGCGACUACCGGAUUGGAAGGGAGGAGGACUGGAGGACGAGAACAAGGACCAUUUUCCGCAGAUGAAUUUUCGACCGCAGGUGCAAAAGGUCUACGAGUUGCGGAGGGAUGCAAAGAGGGAGGGGAGAGAGAGUGAGAGAGCGCACAGGUGGUCCAAGUGCCCGUGCUUGACUGACAGGCAUAUCCUCGUCGUCCACCCUGCCCUGCCAACACUCUGGCCGGAAAGGUACAAGUACCAGCGGACGAGUCUCGAGGAUGCGCCGAGCUCCAACCUCUUGGAGCUGCUGCCCAACUCUCUCCGCUUCGUGGAGCGAUGCAUGAAGCAGAAAGGCCGACUUCUGGUGCACUGCACGAGAGGAAUCUCUCGAAGCUCCAGCAUAGUCAUUGCUUACUUGAUGCUGGCCAAGAGCAAGAGCUACGACGAGGCCAAGAAGCAAGUGCAGCUGAAGCGCAGCGUGGCCCAUCCUAAUUUGGGAUUCCAGGUCCAGCUGCAGCACCUUGAGUCGCUGCUGAACACCCGGUCCCCACCUCGAAACUUCGAGGAGCGGCUGCGCUGGCUCGGGACCAUCGUUCCCACAGGAGACCUGACAUCCUCAACUUCACCGUUUAAGCUGCUCCAGGCGUUGGAUGCACCGAUUCGUUGCUGGCUGGAAGAGGAAGAUGUGAAGACGCCAGUGCCACCGAGGUGCAUGGUGCUCUUGGCCGACUGGUGCAAUGUGUGGGCAGGUAUCACCUUGGUCGUCUCCUUCUCCCUCAUUACAGGUGCAUUUACUUUCAAUUGGUUCAAGAUGUCUGGCGCUGUCCAUACAAUCAUGCAGGUGACCAUGUGUGCCGAAGGUGUCCUUUGGGCGGUGGCCGCAGGCCUCUUGACGAAGAUUAACAUGAUUGUGAACAAUGCAUCGCUGGCUGUUGUGCAGACGAUCAUUUGCUUCG
This is a messenger RNA of Symbiodinium necroappetens, 1402 nucleotides long. The record is from the annotation of a GenBank genome assembly. Lineage: Eukaryota; Dinophyceae; Suessiales; Symbiodiniaceae.